Acaulospora morrowiae is the source of this 383-nucleotide messenger RNA. Lineage: Eukaryota; Fungi; Glomeromycota; Glomeromycetes; Diversisporales; Acaulosporaceae. The record is from the annotation of a GenBank genome assembly.
AUGACAGUUUGUCAUGCACAGACCCACUUGGCGGUGGCAAACUGGGACGUGGACUUUGCUCAAAUCUACUCAUGCACAGACCCACUAGGCGACCCAAUCGGCGGUGGCAAACUGAGUUCACUUCCUCCAAACGUUCCAUGUGCGACCCAAUCGGCGGUGGACGUUUGGCUUUCCAGCAAAACUCGAGCCAGUUUGUCAUGUACUGACCCAAUUGGCGGUGGCAAACUGAGUUCACUUCCUCCAAACGUUCCAUGUGCGACAAAUUGGCGGUGGACGUUUGGCUUUCCAGCAAAAUUCGAUUUGUCAUGCACAGACCCACUUGGCGGUGGCAAACUGGGACGUGAACUUUGCUCAAAUCUACUCAUGCACAGUCCCACUUGGCG